Molecule: messenger RNA, 1283 nt
Organism: Spodoptera litura
Lineage: Eukaryota; Metazoa; Arthropoda; Insecta; Lepidoptera; Noctuidae
Source: RefSeq, a predicted model, not a curated record
CCAGAUCCGAAACAACAAUUUGUAAAUCACACAAAGAGUUGCUCCAUGCGGUAAUCGAACCCGCGACACGUUGUACCGCAACUGGUUGUCCAGCCAACCGACUAUUCUCAGUACGUGUUACAAUUUUUAUCACGCUUAAUUAGUACGAAAAAAGAUGUACAAAAUAAUAAAUGUUUAAUCAACCUUAGCCGUUUUGCAAAUAUGAAAUGGAAAAACACAUGGUAUAUGAUGUUUAGUUCAGUCAGUCGGCAACUAUAUAUAGGCUCAGUGGACAUCUCUGUUCAUCCACCAGUAGUGUCGCAGUCGUUGGUACCACCGCUACAGCCAUGAUCCGAACAGUUGCUCUUCUUUGCCUUCUGGCACCUGCCUUCAUUGAUGCUUUCGAAGUUGGCUUCAGAAGAAGGUUCGGUUUGAACCCCUUCGACAAUGUAUUCAUGGACUGUCCGCGCACUAAUGCCUCUGCCGCCAAGAAGAGCUGGGUGAACGUGGAGAGACCCUACAGUGCUGAGGGAUAUGAAGCCCUGCAGCUGUGGUGCCCCGCAGACGACUACGUGUUCUGUAUUCUUACUGACGAAACUGGUAACACUGCUGGUGUUCAAGUCUCGGUCCGCGUUGACACAUUUACUCCGGUGUAUGACAUGGAAGAUCUUGGUUUCCAAAACUGGUCAGCCGACGUUGAUGGAGAGACCAUUGAAUACUACACCAAGGCUCAAUACUUCGUGUCUGCAGAUGCGGCCACUCGUGUUGCUUACGCAAACCCUGAAAAGUCACUCAUCAGAAAUGACUACGUAACAGUAGAAGGCUUCAAAGACCAGCUGGUGAAUAUAGCCAAGUAUGCCAGUGACCUCGACAGCGUUUUCACUAAGCAAGCCUGCAUUAUCUGGAUGGGUCUUCACUACUACUACAACAUGACCACAGAACUGGAAUGCACUUCCACCACCAUGUUCACCUGGUUCCCCUUAUACGAUGGCGGCGAACUUACCGGCAUGGGAUUCAUGGUGCCUGGCAAAGUUGACUUGCCUAAAGGAGGCUUCGACCAUUAUGAACACCCUGAUAAGGCAGCGGUUAAGUUGAUCGUGAAAUCGGGCCCUAAGUGCAUGUAUGAUGAUGUCGACAAAAACGGCGUCACUACUAUGCACAUAUACUUCACAGAGCAUCCCCGUAGAAUCACCUGUUGGUUUUAAAUACACUUUUUUUUCGAUCGAAUACGGACAAAAUUCUUGUGCUAAAUGUAAAAUGAUUUUAAAUUGUACCUGUAUUCCGCAAUGUUAAUAAAUUUUGUU